This is a messenger RNA of Anas platyrhynchos (mallard), 1807 nucleotides long. Its product is annotated as cilia- and flagella- associated protein 210. Gene Ontology annotation, cellular component: axonemal microtubule. The record is from RefSeq and is a predicted model, not a curated record. NCBI's taxonomy places the organism in Eukaryota, Metazoa, Chordata, Aves, Anseriformes, Anatidae.
CGGCAGCGCCGGGACAUGGCGGCGGCGCGGCACGGGCGGCCCAGCGGGAGGGGGCGGCUGCCCCCAUUGCACAGUUCUGUACAAAAUAGUCUUCUGGAUGGAUGUUUUCUUCCAAAUGGAGUAGAUCUCCGUCAAGUAAUUAUAUUGCCAAAAGCGGAAUGGGAAAGGAUGCAGGACAAUCUUGGCAGCAUUAGUAGGGAAGCAGCACGCAUCCUUGCUGAGAAGAAAGAACGUGAGGAAAUGCACCGACGCUCCAAAGCGGCUGUAAAAGACUGGCCCAAUACCAUUAUGGGCCAGGCACAAAGGAAACUUAAAGCCAAAAAAUUACGUGAAGAAAAGGAAGAGGAAGAAAGAAAGAAAGUUGAUUUGGAAGAAGCACAGUUCCAAGCAGCAAAACGGAAGGAAGCUAUUGAUCAAGCAAAAACUUACCUAUACUAUCAGAAUGAAAGAGUGAAGGGGUUGCAUAGUGCACUGCUACUUACUGAGGUCCUAAAGGAAAGAGAUGCUCAAAUUGAAUUUAAAAAGUUCAAGCCAAGUGUUAACAAAAAGAAGGAAGAAGAAGCAGAACGUGAGCGUAAAGAAGCUAUUCUCAGAGAGCAAGAAAAGGCACAUCAGCGUUAUAUGGAUCGACAGGCAAUAUGCAGAGAUCAGUUGGAACAAAUAGAGGAGCACAAGCGUCAGGCAGAUCUGGCCAAGCUAGAAGACAAAAGAGAAGGAGAAGAAAUACAGAGAUUAAGUCGACUGUAUGAGUUGGAAAUGCAGAAAAAAAUGGAAAAGGAACAUGAGGAAAAACUUGAACGCCAGAAGCUGUAUCAUAAGCAUGUAGCUGACCAGAAAAUAAUCAAGGCAGCAGAGGAACAAAAAGAAAUGGAAGAAGAUGAUCGGAUUAGAGCUCAUUUCAAAGCAAAGCAAAGGAUUGCCACGCUGAUGAAAGAGAAGGAAGCUGAAAUGCGUAGACUAACACAGGAACGUCAGGACAAAAUUGUUACCCAAUUGGCUGCCCAAAUGAGUGAAGCAUUGAAGAUGGAAGAUGAUCGUAUUGCUAGAGACAUUGCAAAAAAAGAAGCUGAAGAAGAAAAAAAGAACAAAGAGAAAGAAGCAAAAAAUAAGGCUGCCAUUGAAUCUAUUGCUGAACACAGAGCCACCGUGGUGAAGAUGAAACUGGAGAAGGAGAGAGAGGAUAAAGCAGAAAGUGUAAAAGAACGUCAUGAAUUAAUGGAAAAGAACCGCAUCUACCUGGAAGGGGAAAAAGCCAAGAAACAAAGACAACGUGAUGCAAGUGUGGAAGUACAGAAGAUUCAGCUCCAGCAGAUGGCAGAAAAGCAAGCAAGAAAACAGCAGGAGAAGCAAGCAGACUUGGACUACGAUGCUCAGAAACAGCUUAUUGCACUUUGUAGGGAGCGUGAAUUUCAGAAGUAUGCCAAGCAAGUUAUUGAAUCAGAGUCCAAGACUACACACAAUCUCUAUCCUCUCCUCAAAGCAUCCAGAAAUAUAACAGGACUUGGAUGUGGGCCAUUUUCCAGAGGAAGCAAAGGAAUAAAUCUUAGUUUUCACGAACAGGAUGUUGCUGAGACCCAGUUACCUGCUUGUAGCUGUACUACUGCACAGGAAGAUAAAAAUAUGAAAUAACACUGAGACUAUACAGCAAGGAAAGACAGAAUAGUUUUCAUGUGGUUAAAAAAAUACCUUUUUGAACGUUAUGGGCAGAGUCAAGACUGCAAACAGAUCUAUAUUAAAUAUAUCUUACGAAUCUGGAAGACAUUUGAAAAAAUAAAUACCAGAGAAUUGAGUGUAUUCUCAAAAGUCA